Centropristis striata (black sea bass) is the source of this 1099-nucleotide messenger RNA. It is a transcript of the gene nudt7, whose product is annotated as nudix (nucleoside diphosphate linked moiety X)-type motif 7. Gene Ontology annotation, molecular function: acetyl-CoA hydrolase activity; coenzyme A diphosphatase activity. Bases 402 to 1067 code for a protein of 221 amino acids. The transcript is spliced from 3 exons. Lineage: Eukaryota; Metazoa; Chordata; Actinopteri; Perciformes; Serranidae. Gene Ontology annotation, biological process: coenzyme A catabolic process. The record is from RefSeq and is a predicted model, not a curated record.
ACCAGUAACUACAGCCCUGUGACGGAACCGGAAGCUCGUCGCAUAUGCUGACGUCAUAUUGUAGUUUUGUUGUGAAAAGGCAGCGUAGCCAAGUCGUGUGAAUGAUUCAUGUUAUUAUUCAGCAGGUGAAUCCUAAGUCGCAACAGCGAGACGGACACUUGUUAUCACGACCACGACGGGCUAACAUAAAAAAAAUUGCUUUGUGCUAAUGCUAGCUUACAUCUCAGCUUAUGACGACGAACAUGUGAGACAGCUCGACCUCUUCUACAAUGUUCAUGGUAUUAUUAUAAACUAUAGUUCAUAGCCUGAAACCCAGCAGUUUCUUGCUGUACACGAGUGUUUUUAAUUUUUAGGAUAUAAGCUAGCUUCCAGUUUGUUUCUGCGUUCGUUAAGUUGCUGCAAUGCAUAUCACAGAGGACACAAUAGCCAUUUUAAAGCAGUUUGACAUUGGAGACAAACUCUCCUUACCGGAGCUGCCCAGAGCCUCAGUGCUGGUCCCACUGAUUGUGAAGAAUGGGGAGCUGCACACCUUGAUGACCCUGCGAUCACAUGAGCUGAGGAGCAGUGCCGGUGAGGUGUGUUUCCCGGGUGGGAAGAGAGACCCCGGUGAUAGAGAUGAUGUGGACACAGCUCUGAGAGAGGCAGAGGAGGAGAUAGGUCUAUCACCUGAUGAUGUGGAAGUGGUCUGUAGACUGGUCCCCCUCAUCAGUAAGAGUGGUCUGCUGGUGACCCCGGUAGUUGGCUUCAUAGAUGAGUCAUUCUGUCCCCAUCCAAACCCAGCUGAGGUCAGUGCCGUGUUCACAGUCCCUCUGGACUUCUUCACCAGUGACAAGGACCACAGUGCUAAUUACGGCGCUACUGGGAUGAAGGGGGUGAUGCACUCUUUUUAUUUUGUGGACCCUGAUUCAGGACAACAGUAUCACAUAUGGGGUUUGACUGCCAUGUUGGCCAUAAUGGUUGCUACCCUGGCUCUCAGGAAAAAACCUGAGUUUGAUAUUAGUUUUGACCCAGAGGAUCCAUUAACCUUCUUCCAACAGGUUCUACACAGACAAGCUAGUAAACUGUGACCAGCUGUUGUUGAUGUUUGUAAUACAUUUGU